AAAAUACACUUUACAGAAGAAAUUGAAUGAAAUGGAUCAAAAGCUACAAUUGCACAUAAUGGCAAAGGAGGAACAUCAUAAGAAACUGAAUGAAGUUGAGAAAUGCUAUGCUACUAUCACAUGUCAAUUUGGAAUGAUAAAAGCGGCUCAUGAGAAAUUAGAGCAAAAUGUGCUGGAAGCACUACAACUUAAUGAGAAACUGGCAUCAGUGAAUAAAAGGCAAGAGUCUGAAAUAGAUAAUCUAAAGGAGGAACUGAAGAAAGUAACUACAGACUUGAUAAGGUCCAAGGUCACAUGUCAGUACAGGGUGGGAGAAGAAAACAUCAAUCUUACAGCAAAGGAACAGCAGUUACAAGAACUACAACAAAAAAUCAGAAUGGAAACAGAGAUUAAUAAAAAGCUCAGUGAAGAAAAUGCACACAUUAAAGAAGAGAAACAGGAGAUUAUCAGUUCUCUACAACAUAUGCAGCAGCUGUUUCAGCGACUGACCCAAACAAAUGUCAGAAUGGAAAGUGAAUUGAAUGCACUGAAAGAAGAAUAUAAGACCCUUGAAAGAGAUAAUGAGCUGCAAAGGGAGAAGGCAAAAGAAAAUGAAGAAAAGUUCCUUAAUCUUCAGAAUGAGCAUGAGAAAGCACUAAGAACUUGGAAAAAAGAUGAGGAAGACUUGAGAAUAGAAAUGGAUGCUAUUAAAAAUAUGCUGGUAUCACUUAAAGAAGCUUAUGGACAUCUCCAAGACUGCCACCUUUCUCAGAAAGAUCAACAUACUGAGCAAGAGGAAAAUCUGCAGACUAGUCCGAAAGAAGAUGCGUAUACACAAUCUACAAUCAAAAAUUAUAGUAUUUCUGGUCCUGGACAGGAAGAUGACAUUGAAGUAAAGAAUAUUGUAGGCUGCUCUUCAGACAUUGAUAAAGUACAGACCGAACAAAGUAAUGGAAGUGGAUGCAUAGAAGAGACAUAUAACAUUGUUGCCAAAGAUUUACAACUUCUUGAAAAUUAUAAGGAUGAAGUUAACGUUGCUAGCCACUGUGAAGAAAAGCAAAGGGAGGCUCCUUCAGGCAAAACCCUCUGCACAGAUAUUGAUUUAAUGACUCAAGGACAGACCUCGGAAGUAUGUGUUGCUGAGUGCAAAAAGACAGCAAAUAUAGGAAAAACAGACAAAACGUUCUUGGAGAAAAACAAUGCAAGUGCAGAACUAAAGCCACAGGACAGAUCUUGUGCAUUGGCAAAACUCCCAGAGAACACAAGAAAGAUGCUCCUUGACAAUACUGAAGAAUUUGGUGUCUGCAGUAUGGAUGCAGGUCAACAGACAGACUCCAGCAAGCAUAUAUUUGGCAAUGCUUCAAAUGAAUUAGUUUGUAAUACAAAUGAUAAGGCAGAUGCCACACAGGAUGACAAAGGUGUCUUUAUAAAUGAAGCACCAAACAAAGAAUCCAGACAGGUUAUUGGCAUAGAAGACAGUCCUGUAACUGAGAGAACUGCAGACAACCAUCAAACCAUGGCUGAAUUUAAUUUUACCAUCCUGUCUCAGGUUACAGAAAGUAGUCAUACAAAGUUUCAGAAAUGUCACUUACAGGAGUCUAAUGACAUUUAUUUAGAUAAUGAACAAGACAAAACAGAACCACUUCAUCUGUUAAAUCGAAGCACCAGUGGCAUAUCCUCAGAUAUAUUUCAAUUUAAACAGAUUCAUACAGAUAUUCAAGAGAAACACAGUGACACUGCAAGCACAACUAAUGGAAACUGUGCACUGAACAGUACUUGUGAUACAGCAAGUGAUGCUCCAGUUCUGCCUACUACUUUCUGUGAUAAUGUAAGUGUGAACACUGACAAUACAAAAGAAAAUAACACUAUUAUGUCUCUGUUAGAGAAUUUCAAUUUAAAUACUGAAAAAACAGAUAAAUGGACAAAUCUGAAUGAUAUGCACAGCAACCAAAGUGAGCAAGACAUUUCUGGACAGACAGAAACUGAUACAAAUACAUAUGCAUGCACAGAUGUUGUUUUGCCUCUGAAUACUGAAAAUAUAUGUGCUUCUCAGACUAUUAUUCAUAAACAAAUGGUUAUAAACAAAAUUACCACCGAUAAACAAAUGUCCUGGGAAAAAGUUCAUGCAAAUGAUUUUCAGAUACCCAAAAGGAAGGAUGGACAAUCCCUUGUGAUUAAUGAUAAUGCACUAGAGAAUUCAUUGUUAAGAGCAAAGAGAGAGUCAUUAAAUAGUACAGUUCCAGGAGAGAAAAUUGCUGAAGGUCGCCUGGAAGAAUCAUGUUCUUUACUCAUAAGGACAUCUGGAGAUUUAGUAAACAGAAGUGGAAGGUCAUCCUUUGAUCUUUCAACUUCAGAUAAAAAAACUGAGAAAACUCCAGUAUACUUAAGUUUUUCAGAUCUCAGUCCUUGGUUGAGAGUAAAUCAAGUUGAAAGUCAAACAGCGUGGGCUUCAACUUCCGAAGGGCCUUUCCAUUUGAAAGAGAAACUACUAUGUAUAUCAGAAAACAAAAAGAUUCUUUCAAAAGCACAGUGUCAAAAUUUGAGCAUAAAUGCUGUCAUGAAAGAAACAGGACUAGAUUCUACCAGUAUUAACAGAGUUGCUGACACUUUGAAUACCUCAAGUAUCCAUCGAGGUCCCAAGAGAGAUCCCAGUGAAGAAUGGAAUGCAAUAGCAAAGACUUUUUAUGAUGAUUCUUUUCCCACAGAACAUGUAAGUCAAUUAAAAAUAUUGCCGAGCAGACCUUGUGCUGGAUCCAGAAAACACUGUACAUGCUUGAUUCGAUCAGAUGUGAGAGUGUGUCUCUACAACAUGGUUAAAGCAGGAGUUACUGUAUCAUGCCACCAGCAGAAGCUUUCCCAUCUGGCUUCCAAUGUAGAUACACCAAUCUCAAGUAAAAGUUUACUCAGCAAGGAAGAGCAGAAUUGUGAUUCUCAUAACUUCUUUAUAAAAAGUCAAAUCAAUGACACUGAAAAGCUUUUGAAUUUAGAAAGGCUCCACCGGUCUAGAAAAAGGAAAUAUGAAGAAAGUCUAGAAAAAGCUGCGGUAGGGGACAAAACAGAAAAAUAAUUCAAUCUCUGAAUAUGCAUAUCAUAGAAAGAUUUGUAGAAAUCUUCCACCGGAAGUAAAGAGGUGCAUAUUUUAUUUUGUGGGUAACUCUAGACUGCAAACUCGCCGAUUCCCUCCCCAGUAUUUUGAUGUAAUUGUAUUAAAAGAAAAUAGAUUCCCUACAUUUCUGCAAUUAAAGUCCUUGCAAGUUGUUACAAAAUUUUUGCUAGAAGUUAAAAAUUUAAAACAAGUGUUAUAAGUAUAUGUCUGUUAAGUGUAAUUUGUGAUGUAUUUAACAACUGUACCUCCUUCAGAUGUUGAAAAUCUUAGCUGCAGGACUUCCUAAUUUCUCCGCCAGAAUGAGCACUAGCACAACUAUCAAACAAAAGCGACAAAGGAGGUCUCAGAAUGGAAUGGUCCCUUCAAACUUUUAUGACUCACUAACUGGCACAGGAAUAAGAAAGCCUGCUGUUUACAUGUAUCAGAUCUUAAAGAGGAGCUAAUUUUUUUUAAUAUCGUACUAAGUACAUAUAGAUACAAUCGGAAUUUUAGAAUAAAUAUUGCCUCUUAAAAGGCAAGUCAUUAAAUGUAUCAUUUACAGAGAUAAUAGGGUGGCAAUUUCAUAAAGAUUUAAUUUUUCUCUAUCCAGCUGAUAAUCAUCUCUUCUUUUCCAUUUCCACUCACUUUAGAAUUACUUGAAUCAUCAUCCUACUGCUUCUCUCUUCCCUCCCUACCCCUCAAAGAAAGGAUUAAAAUUGAGAGAACCAAAAUGAAUUAAUGCAUAGCCAAUAUGAUCAUUAUUCAUUAUUGUUAAAAAUGUAUUAAUGAACUCAAGGUGUUUUCCCAUUUUACUUUUAUUGCUUUUGUAGCUCAUAGUUGAGUCUUUAAUUUCUUAAAACCAAUUACACAUAUUUUGGAGA
This is a messenger RNA of Chrysemys picta bellii (western painted turtle), 3945 nucleotides long. RefSeq names its product coiled-coil domain containing 73 (gene CCDC73). Lineage: Eukaryota; Metazoa; Chordata; Testudines; Emydidae. The record is from RefSeq and is a predicted model, not a curated record.